Messenger RNA from Nannizzia gypsea CBS 118893, 1050 nucleotides. RefSeq lists its product as hypothetical. The transcript has a single exon. NCBI's taxonomy places the organism in Eukaryota, Fungi, Ascomycota, Eurotiomycetes, Onygenales, Arthrodermataceae. Bases 1 to 1050 code for a protein of 349 amino acids. The record is from RefSeq and is a predicted model, not a curated record.
AUGGCCUGGCGACACAUUAUCCUGACGGGCGCACCAGUGCCUAGCUCUCUGUGCUGGGAGGAAGCAGAGCUGCAGGAGACAGCAGGCGACGGCAAGCUGAACAGAGGUCAAGAACACCGUCAACCGGCAGAUGAAGCUCGAUGGAGGAGCCUGGAGACGGCCAGAGGGACUACGGCGUUGACUGGCCCCGUCGACGAAGGCGGAUGGUUCUUUACAGCGGGUGCAGUGCAGAGAUACAGCGGCGAGUCCGUCAGCGGGCUUGAGACGACGGCUCUGUCUGCGUUUUAUGAGCAGUCCUUCGCCCUCCACGAAGAAGGCGCCUCCUUUGACCAUAAUAAUAAUAAGGAGGAUGAUGAGGAUACGAGGUCGUUUGGUGGUGACGACUCCACCGGCCUGGCAGACAGUGUAGAAGGGGACCUUUCAUCCCUGCUGCCAGCGGGUUCUCAGUUUCGAUCGACCGUCCGCCCCCAUUUGAGUGACCUUGAAGACAUUCCCAAGGCAGCGUACGUCCACGGGCUGUCUCCACGAGUCGUCGCUGUCAACCUGAUAGUGGCAGUUAUCACGGUCGAGCAGCGCCGUCGAGUACGGACUCGCUGGGGACGGGCCAUGGACCUGGUCGAGCUGCUGGUGGGAGACGAAACGAAAUCUGGUUUUCGUAUCAGUUGCUGGCUUCCGCCGCGAGAUGGUGAUGAUCAGCAGCAGCAGCAGCAGCGCCAGGAGACAAAGAAGAACCCGCUAGAGGAGGCCCUGGAGGGAGUCCGCCCAUGUGACAUUGUCCUCCUCCGCUCAGUAGCGCUGGGAGCCUUCCGGGACCAAGUCUACGGACAGAGUCUGCGCAACAACAUGACCAGACUGGACUUGCUGCACCGGAGACCUGUUGAUGGGAUGGACUCAGAGGGACUUUAUCCCGGGCAGCUUCUAGAGGGCGCCUCUACUACAGGCGGCCAUGACCCGCAGAUGGCAAAGGUAGCCAGAGUCAAGUCCUGGAUGCUCGAAUUUAUCGGACCGGCCCGUCAACAGGUCAACGAGCUUCCUCCAGACACUCAAUAA